This is a messenger RNA of Peronospora matthiolae, 435 nucleotides long. The record is from the annotation of a GenBank genome assembly. NCBI's taxonomy places the organism in Eukaryota, Oomycota, Peronosporomycetes, Peronosporales, Peronosporaceae.
AUGGAUGCUGGUAUCCUCGCGGCGUUCAAGCAGCGGUAUUGCCGGUACCAUCUGCAGAAUGCGAUCGACUGUGACGAGCAUAGGAAGGGUUUUGACAUUUACAAUUUCGUCCAAAGUGCUUGCAUGCGCUGGUCGGUGGCUGCCUGGAACGAGAUUUUAAGCACUACCAUUGCCAACUGCUUCAGCCACACGGUUUUUUCUACUGAAUCGGUCAUUUUAAUUGUAGUGGAGGUGAGUUGUAGUAAAGAUAGCACGACGGGGGUCGAGGAGGAUGAGUGUGAGCUGGAUCAUGAGCUGAUAGCACAGCUCAAGAAGAUGCGUGUCCGAGAUCCCACAGAGAUUAUGGAGCUUCUCGAUUUCGUCAAAGAGGAUGAGACUGCUCAGCCUGAGCUAGCCGACAACGAGAUGUCCAAAAAAAGUUUCAAAGGCAGAUGA